AUGACAGAUCUUCUCGUCCCUCCUCGUCCCAUGAAGAGGGCUCGUUCUUCCUCUCCUCCCCUUCCAGAUCUUCAAGAAUCACCUCUCAACUAUAUUCUCAAGAAACAAAGACGUGAUACCAAUUUUACCUCCCAUCUCUUUCAACCUUGCCCUACUGGCUAUCCCGUUACCUAUCCAGAUCCCCCCGAAUCAUCUACUGCUCAUCGCAAACUACUACAAGGUGUUGAAAGACGUCGUACACGUCAAUGGGAGUUUCUCAACGCUCCUUCUCCUCACCUUCCAUCUCAUCCUCCUUUGGGUACCACCUCACAACCUUCUCCUCAGCACGGACCAUCUUCAGACAAUUGGUAUCCCUCACCUAUCAAGUAUCAUUCUCAACCCGAGUUUACACACAUGUCGGAAUUAUCAUCAUCGCCUAUACGUCAUCAACCACCCUCCUCGUCGCCUUUUCGACCUUCAAGCGAGACAGUCAUCUCAAGCGAUACGGAGUCAGGGAUGGAGAUAGAAAUUGAAGAUAUGAUGAAAGAGUGGGGAGAAGAGUAUGCCAGUCAGAAUUCUCUAUUGCAUAACUUGCACCGAAGUCGUAAUGGUGUCCCUAUCCGCAACUCCAACAAUCAACCUGAAACGUCGAGUUCACAAAAAUCACACCAUCAUUUGACUACCCCAUACCGAAAUCAUGUCUCUUUAUCCUCCUCACCAUAUCCUUCUACCAGAGUACCUGCCAGUGAAACAGAUACAUAUACCGAUGAUGACGAAAUGGAUGGGUGUGGAGGGCAGGUCGAUGAAGUGGGCGAAGAAGCGGUUAGAAAAAGAUAUGAAGAGGCGAAUAGAUUAUUGGCUGAAUUGGAAGUCGUGAGACGUCAAAGAUGGGGCCAGAACCGACAAGCUUAA
This is a messenger RNA of Tremella mesenterica DSM 1558, 891 nucleotides long. RefSeq lists its product as uncharacterized. The coding region runs from base 1 to 891 and encodes 296 amino acids. The record is from RefSeq and is a predicted model, not a curated record. The transcript is spliced from 2 exons. Lineage: Eukaryota; Fungi; Basidiomycota; Tremellomycetes; Tremellales; Tremellaceae.